AGUGAGUGUCCUCAGAGAUGAGGAUUUUGUGAGCUCUUCAGGUUGGAGCUGGGCUUUGGCGCUGAGAGGCGCGAAGGAGUCAAAGUUCCUUUACCAUGUGCGAGGAGAUGAAGGCCACUGUGCAGAAAUGUGUGCGGAGCCCACGGCACAGCAAGGAGGCCCUGAAUAGACUUAACCAAGCCAUUCAGCAGCUGAAGACGGAGCCCCGUGAACCAGAGAAAGCCAAAGAUGUGGAGACCCUGCAGGAUGUGGCCUCAAGCAGCGCUAAAGGUAAACUGGCCUGGCUGGAGGCUGCCCUGCAGAGGGCCAAGCAGGAGAUGGCGCGGCAGCUGCGUGAGUACCAGGAGCUCAUGAUCGUCAAGCUGGGCCUGGACUUCGAGAUCGCCACCUACCGCAGGUUGCUGGAGGGCGAGGAGCAGAGGCUUUGUCUGGGACUUGGGGCAGGGAGUACGGCUCCAGGCAGCGAUGCCGCCGCCGCCCCCGGAGGCCCCCGAGUCUGUUCCCGCGGCCCGGACAUGAGCGCCCCCAGCGGCGUUUGCGCGCUCUGCAGCUCCGCGGGCUGCGCCGGCUGCCUUGGCUUCCGCGAAUGUUGAACCCUUCCCUCCCCGCUUCCCUCCAGAGAAGACUAGGAACGCGUGCUUCUGCCCAAAGACUUGGCCCUCUUGUCUCAGAUUCCCUCGCCCACAGAGCGGGCCCUCACCUCCUCGUCUCUUUUGCACCUCACCUGGAACUCGAUGGGACGCUGGUGUCACCCUGUAGACACGGCCUGUGGCUUACCGGAUCCUUGUGCCCUGCCCCCUCUGACUUGCCCCAUCCCUUUUUUCUAGGCUUCCCCUUUUAAUAAAACUUUCAGUGGCGGCUAA
Peromyscus leucopus (white-footed mouse) is the source of this 863-nucleotide messenger RNA. Its product is annotated as keratin, type II microfibrillar, component 5-like. The record is from RefSeq and is a predicted model, not a curated record. Bases 96 to 593 code for a protein of 165 amino acids. The transcript has 5 exons. Lineage: Eukaryota; Metazoa; Chordata; Mammalia; Rodentia; Cricetidae. Gene Ontology annotation, molecular function: structural constituent of skin epidermis. Gene Ontology annotation, cellular component: keratin filament. Gene Ontology annotation, biological process: keratinization; intermediate filament organization.